AUGGCAGAGACAUAUGAGUACGCAGACUUCAAAGUCACGUUCCUGGAGCAGUAUAUUGCACAUGUCGAGAUCAACAGGCCGGAGAAAUUGAAUUCAUUCACGGACUCCAUGUUCAACACCAUCGGCGCCAUCUUCACCCGCCUCUCAACGUCCCCGGACGUCCGCGUCAUUCUUCUCUCAGGUGCCGGCCCAAAAGCCUUCACCGCAGGCCUCGACGUGACCGCGGCCUCGCAAGGCCCGGUCUUUUCGCCCUCAUCGACACGCGACGCUGCACGCAUCGCCUUCUCGCACAACGCGCACAUCGCGCACUACCAAGCCUGUGUCAGCGCGAUAGAGAAGUGCACGAAGCCUGUGAUUGCGCUGCUGCAUGGGUACAGCUACGGGAUGGCGAUCGACCUGAGCACGGCGUGUGAUGUGCGGUUGUGUGUGGCGGAUGCCGCAAUGUGUGUCAAGGAGGUCGAUAUAGGGAUUGCGGCGGAUGUGGGCACGCUGAGCCGGUUGCCGAAGGUGGUCGGAAGUGCGAGUUGGAUCAAGGAUGUAUGUUUGACGGCGCGUGUGUUCGGUGCUGAGGAGGCGCUGCAGCAGGGGUUUGUAAGCCGUGUGCUGGCGAGUAAGGAGGAGGGUGUAGAGGUGGCGUUGGGGUUGGCGAGGGUCAUCGCGAGUAAGAGUCCCGUGGCAGUGGUUGGGACAAAAGAAUUAUUGAAUUAUUCGCGGGAUCGGACGGUGGAGGAGGGAUUAAAAUAUACGGCGGUGUGGAAUGCGGCUAUGUUGCAGACAGAGGAUGUGAAGAAGGCGAUCUUCUCCGGACUGAAAAAGGGGAAGACGCCGACUUUUGAGAAGUUGUAG
This is a messenger RNA of Pseudovirgaria hyperparasitica, 846 nucleotides long. RefSeq names its product delta-delta-dienoyl-CoA isomerase. Lineage: Eukaryota; Fungi; Ascomycota; Dothideomycetes; Acrospermales; Acrospermaceae. The record is from RefSeq and is a predicted model, not a curated record. Bases 1 to 846 code for a protein of 281 amino acids. Gene Ontology annotation, molecular function: delta(3,5)-delta(2,4)-dienoyl-CoA isomerase activity. Gene Ontology annotation, cellular component: mitochondrion. The transcript is spliced from 2 exons.